Molecule: messenger RNA, 2508 nt
Organism: Botrytis cinerea B05.10
Lineage: Eukaryota; Fungi; Ascomycota; Leotiomycetes; Helotiales; Sclerotiniaceae
Exons: 3
Coding region: 1035-2141 (368 amino acids)
Source: RefSeq, a predicted model, not a curated record
GCGUCGUGUCUUAGGUAUGAAGCAAUUAUGGAAGCUCUCUUGAAGGUUAUUAGCAGGUUCAUCAGAUACUGUACCUGGAUUCAAGGAUGCUUUUGGAAUUGUCUCGGCCACUUCCCAUAGAGCGAGGUACUGUCGAACCUCUUUCUCUUUUUUGCUUCCAUUGGGCGAUUGGUAAUAUCUUAGGCUGACAUUGCUUUGCUUGUCAGGGAGGUGUGUUUUCACGCCUCAUUGGUACCUCAAAAGCAUUGAAAAUGGCAACAUGGGGUUGCCAGCAACUCAUUCGUCAACAUAGCUCCAUGCUGUUCCAACCUGAAACCAACAGCGAGAUAUCACCUGCAUUGCGUGAACAUAUUCCUAUCACAACGUUAAGGUCUGAGAGCAACAGAUCUCUACAUCACGCCUAUUCACUCACCAUUUCUUUUGCUUCAUUACCCCUCCAGUUUUGCCAUCCUACUUUGAAAAUCACUCCUGGUUGGUAGGUUUGCACAAGCCUCAUGAACGUCUUUGCAUGCGGUGAGGCAUCGAAACUGCAUCAAGGAAAGACAUGACUCAAUGCUUAUAUUUCGGGCUAAAUAUGUAUGGGUAUGUAAUUUAAUAGACUGACUGAUUUCCAUAUGCUUGAUGGCGAUUGUGAUUGUGAUUUUAACCAUUCUCUACACAGGCCCGUCCGUACCUGCCGAACUACAGGAACGAGGGGACGGGACAAAAAGCUUUGAUUAGCAUCAAUUAUUAUUAGUAAGCCGCGCAAAGCUCAGGAUGAGCCGUGUGAGGUUUAUGUAAGUUUGCUACAGUGAUCUUUAAAGUGGGUAUGAGCGGAACAAUGUUCGCCGAGCCUCCAAUGACUUUCAUCUGUACUAUGAUGAAACCGCCAUUGUAGACCUUUUGAGAAAAGUCUACCAAUAUUCACCGCGCAGAUAUCUUUUCUGGACAAGAAGUUUGACUCUACUUCCUUCUAUGAUAAGUUUCAAUACUGUUCUUAGAAAAGUCUUCUACCAACCCUCACCCUAGCACACCCACUCCCUUCUGACUUGACCAUGGCUCAAGCACAACAGCCCAAAACUCCUUUGGAAAUUCUGCAAAUCCAGAUCAAUGCGAUUCUUAUAGAGACUGGCAAAGCUCUUCGCGCCACAGGUAUAGAGGGAGGUAAAUCCAUGGCCAUUUCCGCUAUAAGAUUACACUCGACUAUUCCAUCUAUAACCGACAACUUCCACCGAGCUUUGGACGACCUUGAGGCCGAGAUUAUACGAGCAAAAUCUGUUUUGGGUCGAGAUUUAGAGGAAUUGCGAUCGAAACGAAUUGCGGCAGAGAACCCGCCUGCUCAAAACGUAGAGAACCCCGUCCCACAUGAGCCCACACCACCUCCGCAUAUCCCAUACGAAGAUGUACCUUCAGCAAUAAAGCAAGAGACGAUUCAAGACAACAAUCCCACGCCAGCAAUUGCGAAGGAAGAGGAAACCCCAAUCAAAAGUGAAAUGACGAAAGAAACUAGAGAUGAGGAAGAAACGAAAGAGCCCUUGAUUUUGUCACCACCCAGUACAAACGACAACAAAUCCCAACCAAUUGGCCUUGGAAUAAACACUACACUUCCCGCCUCCACAGACGCCCCUGAACCGGUCACAGGGGGCGGACAAGAUUCUUCGAUCGAUUCCCUUUUCGACAAUCCAGACAGCGCUGUCAAUGUAGAUUCCGCAGCUCUCAACUUCGACAACAUGGAUUUUUCAAUGCUGGACGCAGCCACUAAUACUCAAAGUCAAGAUAAUAACCACACACAAAAUACCGACUUUGACCUAUCCACGUUUGGGAGCAACCCUCAAGAUUUCAACAUGAACGACUUACAACCUUCUAACGAGGCUUCUUCUAAUAGUAAUAAUAAUAAUAGCGCAAACAUCACUACGACAGCCACUAAAGGAGAUAUGAUGGAUGAUAUCCUUAACAUGACUGCUGGCAGUGAUACGAAUGACAACAAUAAUAACAAUAAUAACAACAUGGACAUGGACUCAAAUCUGGAUAAUAUGGUUGGAGCCGAUGAAAGUGUAUUUGAUAGUCUAUUCUUUGGGAAUGAUGACGAUGCAAAUGUUGGAGGGGAAAUAGGCGAAAUGGAGCAUGGUCAAUUCGAUAAUGCAUUCUUUGGUAUUGAUUAAAAGCUUGUUGGGUAUACACCAUUGGAAAGAGAUAUAAUUUUCAGAACUUCAAAAGAAGAGUGUAAUUAUAGAGACAUAUUUUUGGGGCAUAGGGAAGAAUAUAAUACCUACAUCGAGGAUCUUGAUUGCUCUAACGUUCUUUUCGGAAAAUCAUCCAAUGUAAUCAAGUUCUUACAAACUAUCAGAGAUGUUUUCAAGCGAAACUUACUGAUAUUCUCAGUUUUCUUGACUGUGGCUCGAGUUUCCACGAAUCUAUGCAUGGCUAUACACAACACUCUUCUCACCAGCUCAGACUGCAAUCUGUUAAGGCGAAAGUUCUUGAUAUUUGUAUCACUUCAUAUUCAGUCACUCAAUUAUGUGUUCCACA